Annulohypoxylon truncatum is the source of this 838-nucleotide messenger RNA. RefSeq lists its product as uncharacterized. The coding region runs from base 219 to 677 and encodes 152 amino acids. The record is from RefSeq and is a predicted model, not a curated record. The transcript has 3 exons. Lineage: Eukaryota; Fungi; Ascomycota; Sordariomycetes; Xylariales; Hypoxylaceae.
CAGGCAUUGUUGCAACUGUGAUUGCUUGUGUAGGCAACCUCCCAUUUUUGCUACACUGCAAUCGAGCCGAAAAAUUCUACUUUACCAACAAGGUCCGAUGCCAUAAGAACCUUUGAAGAAUUUAGGUCAUAAUAAUCGCAGGCCGAGGCUCUAACCAUCUGCAUCAACAUAUCAAUUAUAUUGACAUUCUUUUUGUGUCAGCCGGUAAACAUCUCAAAAUGGAAUCGAACCGUCCAUCUGACGAUCUUGACAUUGCAGAAGUCGAGUACUCAUUGUCCGAGGUGCGCAAGCAUCGCAUCCAAAUCGUUCCUAUCGUAAAGGAACUGGUCGUCAAUUAUCACGACACGGCCAUUACCGCCAAGAGACUUCAUGAUCGACUAUUCCAGAAGUACACACAUCUGAAAGCCCGGUAUGCGCAGCUACAAGUAGAAUUCAACGCAUACUGCACCGAUCGCAACGCUCGUGAGGACAAAUGGCAAGAACAGGCUCGAGAUGCUGUACUUGAUGACCUGCGUAGACUAGUCGACACGGCUGUUAGCUCGAAGGAGGCAUCUUAUCAGAAGACGACAGCUCUUGUGGUGGAGCAUUUGGAGAUGAGCAAUGAGAAUGCCCAACUGCGUGCGCAGGUGGAGGAGCUCCGUCGUGAAAACCGAGCCCUGAAGGCUAAGAAAGUCUAGAAAGCCGACCGCAGUUGCAAGGAAGGGCUUCGUGCUUUGAGUAUUCCCCCUUCAUCUCACAAUAACAUUGACUAUAUCGCUAAUCUCUUGCCUGUCUAGUGAUAUACCAUGGAGGGCUACGAUGGGUAAAUUGGGGUUAGCCCUUGAUUCUGUUUGAGAGU